CCCACCAGUUUGGCCCGCAAAUCCUCGACAGUAAUGUGCCAUGAAGGCGUCAUCGUGAUCGACCCUUUAAAGCGCUUGUUAUUAGCCGAAAAUGCUUGAUCCAGUAGCUACAUCUGUCAAACUACGCCGAGUGUCAGACGGGCCAAUCCAUCGGCGACGACGUAUCAGCAGCCGCGUGGCUGUGACGGUACCACUGCAAACCUCCUGCUAAGUUUGCUUAUUUGGCUCCAAUGGCGCGGGCCGUGGCUGAAUGAUAUGCCCAGGGUUGGCUGACUGUUCCCGACGCGGGAACGGGUACAGGUGAGACUGCGUGUGAGAGUACGUAGCCACGGCUGGGAAUCCGAGGGAAUGCGAGGUCUCAAAUCUUCGCAGCCAUGUAUAAAAGAGGCAUUUCAGUUCAAGAGCCUAGAGAACCAAAACUACAAUAACUCACAGCUCACGCAUUAAACUCACCGCGAAAUACUCUAAUAACCCACCCAUGCCUCCCCAACGCGCAACCGUAAUCGGCCUAGGCCUCUCCGGCGCCCUCCUCGCCCUCUCCCUCAAUCGCUACUCCUCCACCAUCCCUACAAUCUACGAGCUGCGCGCGUCUCCCUCUACCCUAGGCGGCGCGAUCAACCUUACUCCACCCGUCUCGCGCAUUCUAGACUCUCUCGGCCUCCUAGCCGCCGCAAAGGAAAUCGCCUUCGAGACAAAGGAGAUAAGUAUCUUUUCCCUCCGAAGCGGGGCUAAACUGGGCGCCCUCCCCUUUAUCGACGAGGAGACUGGGCACACCAGCCUACGUAUCGAGCGCGCGCUGCUGCUUGAGCUCCUGAUCCGCGCGCUAGAUGAGGCGGGCGUGCAAGUCGUGUUCGGGAAGCGCCUUGAGGGCGUGCGUGAGGUUGAGGACGGUAGGGUCGCGGCGGUUUUUGCAGAUGGGGGAGAGGUGGAGAGUGAGUUGUUGUUUGGGUGCGAUGGGAUACACUCCCUUGUGCGAGGGGCGUAUGUCGAGCCGGACAGGAAGGCGACGUACUCUGGCCUGAGUUCGGCGUAUGGGUUUUCGGCUACUCCUGAGGGGUUGAUAGGGAAGGAAGGCUUCGAGGGAACAGCGGUGGCCUCGGGGAUGAGAGGGAGUGUUAUUGUAAGUUACUGCGGACCGAGGAAAGAGAAGGUAUUUGUAGGCGCGGUGAUGGAGGUUAAAGCCCCCGAUGCCGACAGGGACGGGUGGCGCGGGAAGGGCGCCAUGGGGACAGAGGCAAAGAAAGAGCUAGUAGAGAGGUUUGGCGGGGGAGACCCGGUGUUUAAGGCAGUAGUUGAGGGAGUGGAGGAAUGGUCAUUUUUCCCAGUGUGGGUCUUGCCUAAUGGAGGGACGUAUUGGAGGGGGAGGACGGUUUUGGUUGGAGAUGCAGCACAUGCGGGUCCCCCUGGCGGAGAAGGCGCUGCUCUCGCGAUGGAGGAUGCAGUCGUACUGGGGCGUCUUGUUGGGAAGGCGGAGGAAGAGGGGGCAGCCGUGGAAGCGGUUUUCAGGCGGUAUGAUGAGCUGCGCCGGGAGAGGGUGACAGAGAACUACACACGUGCGUCGGCAAGGUGGGAGGGGGCGAAGAACCGCUCAUGGCUCUUUCAGAAGACUAUGGAGUUGUUCAUGUGGGCGUUCCUCAUGGUGUGGUGGAAUAAGAGGGAGUGGGGGUUUGAGUAUGAUGCGGCGAAUGUGGAGCUGGGUGGUAAGCUGUGAGUGGGUACGGUUGUGAUGUCUAGGGGUAAUGUAAUCGUAUAUUUUGACCUUCUCAAUGAGAGCUUGCGAAUUCCCAGAAGAAACAUUUCAAAUGAAGGUAGGGG
Messenger RNA from Pseudogymnoascus verrucosus, 1815 nucleotides. RefSeq lists its product as uncharacterized. The transcript is spliced from 2 exons. The record is from RefSeq and is a predicted model, not a curated record. Bases 479 to 1711 code for a protein of 410 amino acids. Lineage: Eukaryota; Fungi; Ascomycota; Leotiomycetes; Thelebolales; Thelebolaceae. Gene Ontology annotation, molecular function: monooxygenase activity; FAD binding.